AAUACUGAGCCCGUAGUUGUUCAGCGGUAUCCCGUAUCCAAGCAAGUUGUAAUCAAACUAACAAUGGCGUCCACACGCUUCAAAACAUCUGCAAAAAAAUAUUGUUUUUGAGUGUUUAGCAAGAAAAAACUGGGAUAAAAGAUGGCCCAAAAGUUAAAACUCCUGAGCAUGAAGGAUGCUCGAAAGGUUUUGGAGAAUGCGAACUUACCAGGUCUUCUUAACAGGGACCUCAAGAUUUCCUUGUACUCCAAAGCUGAGCGUCUGCAAACUAUUAGAGAAACCAAGGACAGGGAUGAUAGAGCUGUGGCUGCAGCAAUAGAAAUACAGCGCAUAUGGAGAGGCCAUCAUGCAAGAUCCAUGCUCUCUGAAAUCCUUCAUCCCAAGGGUAGUGGCAAAGAAAGAAAACCUCAGGAUUUGAUCAACAUAAAAGCUAAAUAUGAUAAAUACACCAACUCAGUCAGAGAAAACCCUAUCAGUUUUAGAGAGUUUUGUGCUCGUACAAUACAAAGAUGGUGGAGAAAACAACUCCAGAAGCAAAGAAAUAUUAAAGGAGGUUAUCCUAGUGCUCCACCUCCUACCACAAACGGUGAAGUCUCCCCCCAGAGAACUGAAGAAACACCAGAAAGCCGAGAAGAAAGCAGAGCAUCUACUGCAACAGAUAGACAAGGAGCAGCUUCCACUAUACAGAAAGCUUGGAGAAAACAUAUUGACGUACAAGUGUACAAUUAUUACAAAGACUUAAUCAACUUUAAGAACAGAGGUGAUCCAAAACUAAUGCUAAGAUGCAUUAACCCUAGAGAGGCAGAUCUUCUUGAUGCAGGUGCUGGAGUUCACGUUAAGUUCAGACUUGCUGGAGAGAAGUUCCCACCCAACAUCUACUACAAGAUCUUCACUCACAGGAAUAUAGCAGACAUUGGUGCAUUCGCCCCUCGUGAUUAUACAGCGGCUGAUAACAAGAGCCUUCCAUGUAAUAUUAUGCAUAACAAAGGUGUCGAGAUAAAGCAAGAGAUGCUGAAUUUAGAUCUUUUUCAAAAAAAUGGACAAGUAUAUGUGUUUUCGAUGCUUCGAAAACAAGAUUUAGAAGUCAAGCGAAAACAGAGAAAAAUAGAAUGGAUGAAAAAAAUGUACAAACAAGGCAUGUUACAGGCCAAAGGGACGAACGACCCUCAAACACAAAAUAUUAUAAAGACUGUAGCCCAGGGCAUGGUGAACGCGGCUGAUGCUCGGGGACACGAGGCCGUGGAGGACUGGGAAGUAGAUGAGUUGCUGGAAUGGACCAAUGGACUCAAUUUUGAUGAAUAUCUUGUCGAAUGGAAGGAAUAUGCUACUAGUGCUGGAUCUGAACACUUGUCUGGUCAACUCAAUUACAUCCCAGACGAUCCUUUCUCGUUUAACAUCAGCACCGAACAAGCUUGUCAAUAGUGUGGUCUUCAUGGCUAGCACUAGAGUAAUGUAUAUUGACAGCUAUGGACUCGAGUUGUCGAGAAAUCCUGUCCAACAAGACCUAUAUCAAAACACCGAGUCCUAGCAAAUAUGUUAUUCUAAAUUUCAUUGAGAUAGUUAGGUUCUCCGAAAUUUGAACAAAUAUUCGUGUAAUUUAUGACGCGAAAUAAUUAAUGUCUAAAAUAUAAUUGUAAAUAUGAUAAUUGUUUAACACAGUAAAAGUUGAAGCACCCAAAAAUAGUUUUUCUUUGAAUGGAAAAUUCGUAAAGCCGGCAAUAUUAGUCGUUCGUUCUCUUCUGUACUUCAAGGAGUUUACCCGCGUUCACCGCGGUCUCUCCACAAAUAUUAACGUCAAUAGAAUUAAAAAGCCACGGCUAAAUCUCUUUUUUAUUUUCU
Molecule: messenger RNA, 1839 nt
Organism: Actinia tenebrosa (Australian red waratah sea anemone)
Lineage: Eukaryota; Metazoa; Cnidaria; Anthozoa; Actiniaria; Actiniidae
Product: protein MFI
Molecular function (GO): protein binding
Source: RefSeq, a predicted model, not a curated record